Messenger RNA from Polistes canadensis, 863 nucleotides. RefSeq names its product transcription factor BTF3 homolog 4 (gene bic). The coding region runs from base 235 to 795 and encodes 186 amino acids. The record is from RefSeq and is a predicted model, not a curated record. Gene Ontology annotation, cellular component: nascent polypeptide-associated complex; cytosol. The transcript has 3 exons. NCBI's taxonomy places the organism in Eukaryota, Metazoa, Arthropoda, Insecta, Hymenoptera, Vespidae.
CGAACGGAAGCUGUCUCUGACGUAGGAGAGUUAGAGAAGCGUACACUUCCAUUUUCUUGAUCCACUCGGCGAAGUGAGAGCACGUGUUUGUUCGCCGGCACUUUUCUUUCGAAAGACUUCGUUUUAAUAAUAAUCUUAGCAAAAAUUAAUCGUCACGCGUACGCGGUUAUUCAUUGACUUGUGUAACGUUCUAAUAGAUCCUUAAGUUCUUACUUAAUACAAACUAGUAUCAACAUGAAUCCGGAGAAGCUUAAGAAACUCCAAGCUCAAGUACGAAUCGGCGGUAAGGGAACACCCCGUCGCAAGAAGAAGGUAGUACAUGCAACUGCUGCGACAGAUGACAAGAAAUUACAAAGUUGUCUGAAGAAAUUAUCAGUUAACACUAUUCCUGGUAUAGAAGAAGUUAACAUGAUUAAGGAUGAUGGCACCGUCGUUCAUUUUAAUAAUCCAAAAGCCCAGGCUAGUUUGUCCGCUAAUACAUUUGCAAUUACUGGCCAUGGGGAAAACAAACAGAUAACUGAAAUGUUGCCCGGUAUAUUGAGUCAGCUAGGUCCAGAAGGUUUAACGCAGCUUAAACGAUUAGCAAGUACAGUGGCUGGUAGCGCAGUUGGUAAAGCAACGCUAGAGGAGGACGAUGAAGUUCCUGAUUUAGUUGAGAACUUUGAUGAAGCUAGCAAAGAAGAGGUCGCACCAAAAAAAGAAGUUGAGGAAAAUGAUAAAGCCUCUGCCGACAAAAAGGAAAUUAUCACAAUCGAGGAAAAGAAAGAAGCACCCUUAGCUACAUCCGAAGCUUAAAGAGUUUGUUGUCGAGUGUCGAGGUAAAGCCCUAGGUAUAUAUAUACACAUAAAUAUAUAUAUAUAUA